Messenger RNA from Macrosiphum euphorbiae (potato aphid), 573 nucleotides. NCBI's taxonomy places the organism in Eukaryota, Metazoa, Arthropoda, Insecta, Hemiptera, Aphididae. The record is from the annotation of a GenBank genome assembly.
AUGCCGUCGCCGAACAUGAUCUCCGAACCGCUCGACGUCAGUUUUGUCAUAGAACAGCUAGAAAACGACGAGAUCCAAGAGGGCUGUCUGACUGCCGAACAGUACACCAAACUGUUUUCCGCUUACUUGUACACCAACGAACUGUGUGCCGCAAAAUUCUUAUGGCGCCGUGUGCCCGAACCGAUCAAGGCCGAUCCCGAGUUGCAUAAGGUCUGGUCGAUUGGCAAAGCCCUCUGGGCGAAACACUACACACAAGCAUACGAACUGAUCGACUGCAAGUGGUCUAAUGUACUGGAGCCCAUCAUGAUUGCGAUCAAGCGCCGCAUCCAACAGGACACAUUGAAAUUCAUUAGCAUGCACUACGAAAACAUACAACUUGACAAAUUUCAAACGUUCAUGGGGGUAGACAGAGAACAAGCAGAAAGAAUAGUGGAGAGCGAAGGUUGGACAUGUAGAAAUGGAUAUGUCUUGCCGAUAGCAAUCAGUGAACCCGAUGUGGGACUAGGUGGUAGUCAAGAAAUUCUGGACAGAUUAGUGACUCUAUCAUCAUUUACGUCUUAUAUUGAAAAUUGA